Molecule: messenger RNA, 1713 nt
Organism: Arachis stenosperma
Lineage: Eukaryota; Viridiplantae; Streptophyta; Magnoliopsida; Fabales; Fabaceae
Product: homogentisate phytyltransferase 1, chloroplastic
Exons: 13
Coding region: 229-1470 (413 amino acids)
Cellular component (GO): membrane
Molecular function (GO): prenyltransferase activity
Source: RefSeq, a predicted model, not a curated record
UACAUGACAAAGCCAACGCUUUUUGCUUUUUCCCUCUUUGCCCCUCAAACCUCUGAAUUUCAGAAAGAUCUGUUUUUGGUUUUUGCAGGCAAGUAAGUAAGUACCGUGCCGUGAGUAAUUCCAUGACUCUUUCAUGAAGUAGCUACUAGUUCUGUGUGCCUCUCACUUCACGCACUCAAAAACCUAAACACUCUUCAAUUCAUUCAUUCACUCACUCGCAUUCCGCAGAUGAAUUCUCUGCUUCUUGGUUCUUUUCCUAAUAAAGCUUCACUAGUUACCCCUGGUGGAAGUUGUUGGAGGAGUAAAAAUUGGACAAAUAAUUGUUUGACUAUUGGUACUCUAGGUUCUUAUGCAUCAACAACAGCUUCAUGGCCCAAAAGGAAGAUCAAAAAAGAAUGUAAUUUUUUGAGGUUUAAGCAGUCAAGUUUAGUAUUUCGUUGUGAAGGCAUUGAGGGAGGGCCUACAUGCCAAGAAUGUAACAGAAAACAUAUUGUGAAAGCGACCUCUGGGCAAUCUUUUGAAUCUGAACCUCCAGCUUUUGAUUCAAAAAGAAUUUUGACCUCUGUUAAAAAUUCAUUGGAUGCUUUCUAUAGGUUUUCCAGGCCACACACGGUUAUUGGCACCGCAUUGAGCAUAGUUUCUGUGUCUCUCCUAGCAGUGCAGAAAUCAUCAGACAUAUCUCCUCUAUUUUUUACUGGUGUGUUGGAGGCUGUGGUAGCUGCCUUGUUUAUGAAUAUUUAUAUUGUCGGAUUGAAUCAAUUGUCGGAUAUUGAAAUAGACAAGAUAAACAAGCCAUAUCUUCCAUUGGCAUCCGGUGAAUAUUCCGUUGGAACUGGUGUCACAAUUGUUGCAUCGUUUUCAUUGCUGAGUUUUUGGCUUGGUUGGAUUGUAGGUUCAUGGCCGUUGUUUUGGGCUCUUUUCAUCAGUUUUGUGCUUGGGACUGCUUAUUCAAUUGAUGUGCCACUCUUGAGAUGGAAGAGAUUUGCAGUGCUUGCUGCAAUGUGUAUUCUAGCUGUCCGUGCAGUAAUUGUUCAACUUGCUUUUUUCCUUCACAUGCAGACCCAUGUGUACAAGAGGCCAGUUGUGUUUUCAAGACCACUGAUUUUUGCUACAGCAUUCAUGAGUUUCUUCUCUGUAGUUAUAGCAUUGUUCAAGGAUAUACCUGACAUAGAAGGAGAUAGAAUAUUCGGCAUCCAGUCUUUUUCAGUACGUUUAGGUCAGCAGCGGGUAUUUUGGAUUUGUGUCUCACUCCUUGAAGUUGCUUACGGAGUCGCCCUCAUGGUGGGAGCAGCUUCUCCUUGCCUUUGGAGCAAAAUUAUCACGGGCGUGGGACAUGCUGCUAUGGCUUUAAUUCUCUGGUUCCGUGCCAAAUCUGUAGAUUUCAAGAACAAAGCUUCCAUAACAUCCUUCUACAUGUUUAUCUGGAAGCUAUUUUAUGCAGAGUACUUGCUCAUACCUUUAGUUAGAUGAAUAUGGGGCGUCACCCAAUCAUAGCCGUGAAAAUAGUUUUACAAUUACAUAGUGCUCACAGGCCAUCAUCAUACAUGAGAGAUGAGCCUACAAUUUUAUUAAGUUUUAACUGGAAUUGUAAAUGAAAUAUGAUUUGUUAACAUUGAUUUCUGUUUGGUACUCUCAGAUUUCUCAUUACAUUUUAUGGACCUGUUACUUUUCCUUGGAAUGUUUUAUUAUAAUCUCAUAUUUUGUUUCCUUUAA